GGUAAACUGGGCGAGUUGCUCCUGUCCCUGUGCUAUCAGCCCAACAUAGGCCGGCUCACGGUGACCGUGAUGAAAGCCAAGGACCUCAAAGCCAAGGACAUCACGGGCUCGUCAGAUCCGUACGUGAAGAUCUGGCUGUCGUACGGAGCCGCGAGAGUGGAGAAAAAGAAGACCAACAUCAAGAUGCGAACCCUGAACCCCAUCUACAACGAGUCGUUCAUCUUUGACAUUCCCUGGGAGAAGGUUCGAGAAGCCACCUUGGAGGUGAGCGUGAUGGACUUUGACAAACUGGGGAGGAACGAGCUGAUUGGUCGUGUCAUCCUGGGUUGUCGGAGCGGACCAAUGGAGACGCGCCACUGGAACGACAUGGUGGCCAAGCCAAGGCAGCAGGUGGCGCAGUGGCACUUGUUGAAAGACUAGACCCACGGGCGGCCAGCUUGGAACCCGGGCUCUCCGCAACUGUUCCGUGGAGACCCAGAUCGAGAAAUGAACCGCCUUUGAUCUCGCAGUGUUAGGGAUUUUUUGUUUGUUUGUUUUUUGUUUGUUUGUUUUGGGGUUUGGUUUUUUUUUUGUGGGUUUUUUUGUUUUGGGGGGGGGGGGGUAAUCAGAUGAAUUUUUGUCUUCGAAACGACCUUUUCGGUGUCUGAUCUGAUUACAACCCAAAUGAGUAUAUCAAUAUAUUUCUCUGUAAAGACGAGAUGAAUGUCAGUCAAAAGUCAAACUGCAGCAUGAAACAAUCUAGAGUCUAGAUCUGUCCCUGUUAAUGUCAAGGCGAGAGAGGUCUCAACUGUGAGACAAUCUAGAGUCUAGAUCUGUCCCUGUUAAUGUCAAGGCGAGAGAGGUCUCAACAGUGAGGCAAUAGGCCUAGAUUACUGAGAAAUAAGUGAUGCAACAAUCACUGAAAAGCACGCAUAUACAUUUACUUUGAUAAACAAGUCUGUAACAGCACAUGGGGAUUAAGUCGAUAUGAAAUUAGCUCGUUCAUAAACAAAGUGUGUGUUUGGAAGUCGUGAUAGUAGUGCGUAGACACUUGACACAUCUUCGAAAGUACAGCACGACCCUGCUUGUAUUUUUCAUUACUUUUUUUUCUUUUAGUUUGUGGGGCAAGGGGCAUACGUGUUGGUACCUCUGUGAAAAUGGAGCCUUUAAAUUAAAUACAGAGCAGAAAUGUAGGCUGCAGAAAAUUAUUAGUUGGAAUCAGGACCUCUUUGUCGCCUUUCCAAUAAACACAUUACAUUAUUUCAAGACCGUUUAUCUACACGUCGAAGGUGUCUGGCGCUGAUGGGUCACGUCCAUGCACGCUCAUUGUCCAGUAGAAGAAGAAAACUAUGCGUAAUGUACUCUAUUAUAGCACCUUUCGAAAAGCUUAUUUAAAAGAAAAUACAAAGUCACCAUAACCUUUUUCGAAACUGCGUGUAAUAUACAUGCAGUGUUCAGUAUGUACUACCUUUUGAAAAAGGUUGUUUAAAAACUAAAAAAGGGAAAUAGUGAGUCAUCUCGUGCGUAAAUACAA
Messenger RNA from Aplysia californica (California sea hare), 1513 nucleotides. Its product is annotated as synaptotagmin-7. Gene Ontology annotation, cellular component: synapse; axon; membrane. Gene Ontology annotation, molecular function: SNARE binding; calcium-dependent phospholipid binding; clathrin binding. NCBI's taxonomy places the organism in Eukaryota, Metazoa, Mollusca, Gastropoda, Aplysiida, Aplysiidae. The record is from RefSeq and is a predicted model, not a curated record. Gene Ontology annotation, biological process: vesicle fusion; calcium-ion regulated exocytosis; regulation of calcium ion-dependent exocytosis.